GCGCCCCUUGAAAUGUCAGCCAGCAACUUUGAAAUUUUGGAUUCUGCUCGUUUGUUUACACAAUAGUUUUUUUAGUUUAUUGUUUAAAAUGUCGAAUUUUCUAAAACUCUCGUUGCUGAAACAAGCAACCACUCCGAUUGCUUCGCUGCGUCCUUUGUGCAGUUCGUUGCGUUUCUACAGCAGCGCAGAUACCUCGGAACCCAGCAAAGAGCAAUCCCAGGUUUCAUCAGAGCACGUUGAUAGCCGGCUCGGAGGAUUCGCUAGGGCUUUUGAAAAAUACACCCUGCCGGUAGCCGAAAGUGAUAGCACUGAACCACCGAAAACAUUUGCCUCGCUGUUGAGAAACUCUAAAUUCAUUGAUCUUGGCGAUCCGGAGAAUAAAAUUGUCAGCGGAAAGAUCUUUCACAUCGUUGAGGAUGAUUUGUAUAUCGACUUUGGUUGGAAGUUUCAUUGCGUAUGCACCCGACCUACAAAGAAUGCCGAAGAAUACGUCCGAGGUGCGCGAGUUCGUCUACGCAUCAAAGAUCUAGAGCUAUCCACAAGAUUUUUAGGAUCCAAUAAAGAUUUAACUUUAUUGGAAGCAGAUUGUCAGCUGCUGGGUCUAAUUUCAUCGCCAGUCAGAAGUCAACCGGUGCGGAGUAAAGAGGAUCCAUAACGUUUGAGGACUGGAAAGCAUCGGUCCAUUUCAUCACAAAUAUGUUCUGCUACUGAUGCCGAUGCAAGCAUUACUCGGAGCAAUUGAGCCCGCUCUACAAGUUCAGUUGAAACGGACUCUUCUACAGGCAUAGUUCCUCGAUUAUAUUUAUGUUUUUCUGCAGGUAGCUGUUUGAUGACAUUCCGGAUGCGAUGAAAUAUCAUGCCAGUAUGAGCACCCUUUUCCUUGCCUCCGUUGCGCCAAAAGAA
Topomyia yanbarensis is the source of this 903-nucleotide messenger RNA. RefSeq names its product small ribosomal subunit protein bS1m (gene mRpS28). The transcript has 4 exons. Gene Ontology annotation, cellular component: mitochondrial small ribosomal subunit. The record is from RefSeq and is a predicted model, not a curated record. Bases 89 to 655 code for a protein of 188 amino acids. NCBI's taxonomy places the organism in Eukaryota, Metazoa, Arthropoda, Insecta, Diptera, Culicidae.